Aphanomyces astaci is the source of this 2614-nucleotide messenger RNA. RefSeq lists its product as hypothetical. Bases 39 to 1040 code for a protein of 333 amino acids. The record is from RefSeq and is a predicted model, not a curated record. Lineage: Eukaryota; Oomycota; Saprolegniomycetes; Saprolegniales; Verrucalvaceae. Gene Ontology annotation, cellular component: Golgi apparatus; endoplasmic reticulum. Gene Ontology annotation, biological process: peptidyl-L-cysteine S-palmitoylation; protein targeting to membrane. Gene Ontology annotation, molecular function: protein-cysteine S-palmitoyltransferase activity. The transcript has 7 exons.
CGUUGUUUCCGUCUGCAGGCGGCGCUACUAGUACCAACAUGGUCAACGACAAGAAAAGGCAAGGACAUGAAUGCGGCACUAGCUUCCGAGCCAAGGUGUGGUGCAACUGGGACUGCUGCGGUGUCGUGUGCGCGGCGAUCUCCUGGUUCCUCAUCUUGUACGCGGAAUACGUCGUCGUCGGGGUCAUCAUAUACCCGUGGAUGGGACCGAGCAUUCUUGGCCUUGUCCACAUGUGUCUAUUCACGACCACGUGCUUCUUGGCCCUUGUCUCCCACGGCAAAGCCAUGAUGACAGAUCCCGGUUCUGUCCCCGAAGACGCCAUUCCUGUAGCCUUGAAGCAUGCGCCAAAGGAGGAGCUCAACCGGUUGGAAGAGCAACGGUAUCGCACGUGUCGGCGAUGCAAGACGUUCAAACCUGCACGGGCGCAUCACUGCAGCAUUUGCGAGCGAUGUGUGAUCAAGAUGGACCACCAUUGUCCAUGGGUGAACAACUGCGUCGGGCUUGGCAACCACAAGUUCUUCUUACUGUUCAUUUUCUACGUGUUCCUCUUGUCAGCGUACGCCCUGAGCCUCGUAUUUACUCGCUAUGCCCAUUGCAUCGACGAAACCUGCGCUAGCAAUGGCUUGAUGCACGUCGUAUGCUUGUGCAUGGAAGCCGUGCUGUUUGGCCUCUUCACCAUGUGCAUGAUGUGCGACCAGUACAGCGUCAUCACCACGGGCACGACCCAAAUCGAUCGGCUCAAGGGCGAGACGAGCGAGAACCUCGGCGUUCGCGAAGUGUUUGGCGGGACAUCCAACAACCUAGCAAUGCAUUGGUUCUUUCCCGUCAACAUUUGGUUCCCCGAAUCUAUCAAGGACCAACUGCUUGGCUACGCAUUGGAAGAGCUCACCGUGGAAAACGACCCGACUGACGUGCUGCUGAUGUCGGGGGAAAUGGAUGUGUUUCUACCCCACGGCGACACCGUGCUCACCGAGAAGCUCCAAGGUGGAUGGAGCGUUGAAAAGCAUGUGCUACCCAAGGAAGACAUUCACGUGGUCUAACCUUACUAUUACGUGGAUGAAUAUUCUAUCCUUGUUCACAGUGUGGACUUGUCAGAGGGGGAUGGAUGGCCACAGACACCUGAUACAGUGUCUGCCCUCGAACUUGCAUCGUCGUGGGCGUCGUUCUCGCUUAGCAUGCUCGCGGCUAACAUGUCACUGUCCGACAGCCCUGACGUCGCUUUUUCUGCUGCUUCCACAGACUGUGACCUGUCUAGCCAAUCAUAGCCACUCGGAGCUUCUAGAGGAUGGAGUUUGGAGAUUGACUCGUCGUCGUCACCACCGGGAAGGACUCCUUCCAUCACUGGCGACGGGGCCCUACUGGGAUUAUAGGCGGACGGUAGGGUCUGUGGUGUGGUAGGCGCUGUUUGGGCUCGCAGUAGCAGCAGUACUUUAUCACGUUUGACUUGGCUUUGAGCUUGGGGCACCACGAGCCCGGCGGUGGUCAUGGGUCGACGAUGCCUGCUGUCAUCGUGGUGACUGGCUUUUGCAAAUGCUACGGCCAACUCGGCCACGUCGGCCUCAAACGCGCCUUCCCACGACUCGCGGGUGUCCUGAAAGCACCGCCGGUCCAUCUCGUCUCGGGCAUGGAGCACCGCUUUGGCGGCGGCGAGGUCUGCCAUACGCUGUCGUUUGAGGGACCGCGCGUGCGUCCGCAGCGCCUCCCGCCUGCACACAACUGUAUCGUCGUCGUCCAUGUUGUUCGUCUUGCAUGAUAAAGCUGCUGCUGACGCCCGGAGCUGGUCGUGGCGUGCGAGGUCCCGCUUGUAUUGUUCCUGUCGAUGGAUCAUCUUGUCGACAGUGUGCGCGUAGUGUUUUGUUCGGCCUUUGGUUGGUUUUGGGCGGGCAAAGAAACUCUGGAGCACGGGCACAACGUCCCCCCGGACUUCAGGGCGUUUCAUAGGGGACAAGUCGUCGUCAUGGAGAAAGUUGUUGACGUCCGUGCGGCGGACGGGGGAUGACGAGGAUCUUGAGGCGGGGGGAUCUCGCUGGGGCUGAAUCUUGGGGGAUUGGGGUUGUCGCUUGGGGCUGCAGUAUACUUUGAUAAACUCGAUCGACUGGUGACCUAUGGACCCCCCCCUUGGCUUAGGAACGUCACGGUCGUCGUCGGGGAAGGUGGAUGAGGGGGGCAUGGCUAUCCUCGUUUCAUCAGGUUGUGUGUCAAGGUGUAGGUGAAACUUGGACGGUCGAUGGGGCACGCAGGUAGUCGUUUUGUUUGGUUGUACAGGUUGAGGGGGGCUCGCGGGGACUGCUUGCUUGAUCACGACUAUGGGGGCGUCUGUGCUCGGGGUGAUUUUGAUCUUUUGAAACAUUGCAGACCCAAUCUUUUGCACCCACGACUGUGGCGUUAAUGGCCGGCCGCCAGGGUCAUAGUGGUUGUCGUCGUCGUAAUCCAAGAUAUCGUCGUUGUCGUACUGGAGCGACGAUUCGUCACGUGACGCCCCUUCGAUCUGGAUGGACUUGGAUCCGUUGCUAGAACUACUGCUGCUGCUGUUGCUCAGUUUGGACUUUACUUGCAGCGAGUACAUAGCCGACCAUGCACCGCGCCAACGCUGUGCGAGUUGACUUGGGCAGUU